AUGCCUUCCGCCAUUCUCAGCGUUUACGAUAAAUCUAAUCUCCUUGAAUUGGCUUCUGAUCUACAAGCCUUGGGUUUCAAUCUCCUCGGCUCCGGUGGUACUUCCAAGAAAAUUCGUGAUGCCGGAAUCCCGAUAUCUGACGUACAAGACAUCACAAAUGCUCCGGAAAUGUUGGGCGGUAGAGUUAAAACUUUGCAUCCCGCUGUGCACGGUGGUAUUCUCGCAACCAAUUCCGCCUCCGACAAUGCCGACCUCGAGAAGCAGGCCUACACCAAGAUCGACUUGGUCGUCUGUAACCUCUACCCAUUCAAAGAGACCGUCGCAAAGCCAGACGUUUCUCUCCCUAACGCUGUAGAGGAGAUCGAUAUUGGUGGUGUGACUCUGUUGCGUGCAGCUGCCAAGAAUCACGAAAGAGUCUCCAUUCUGUCUGAUCCAACCGAUUACAAGAGCUUUGUUGAGUCUUAUAAGAAUGGCGUAGACCAGUCUUUGCGCAACAAGUGGGCUCUGAAAGCCUUCUCUCACACAGCAGACUACGACAACGCUAUCAGCAACUACUUCCGUCAGCAGUACGCCUCUUUGGACACCUCCAACGAUCUUGUCCAGCGCUUCCCUUUGAGAUAUGGUGCCAACCCACACCAGAAGCCAGCACAGGCUUACGUCACUCAAGGUGAGAUGCCUAUCAAAGUUCUCAGCGGUUCUCCAGGCUACAUCAACCUCCUUGAUGGCCUCAAUUCUUGGGGUCUCGUUAAGGAGUUAGCUGAAGCCCUUUCCCUCCCAGCAGCCGCAUCAUUCAAGCACGUCUCACCAGCAGGUGCUGCUGUCGGUGUGCCACUCAACGAUGUCGAGAAGAAGGUAUUCAUGGUCGACGAUCUUAAGCAAAUGUCCCCACUUGCAACUGCAUACGCUAGAGCCAGAGGAGCAGACAGGAUGUCAUCCUUCGGUGACUUUAUAGCAUUAUCCCACGAAGUCGACUACGCAACCGCCCGUAUCAUCAACAGAGAGGUGUCAGACGGUGUCAUUGCGCCUGCGUACUCUCAAGAAGCGCUUGAGAUUCUGCAGAAGAAGAAGGGCGGAAAAUACUGCAUGCUGCAGAUCGACCCUGCGUUUACCCCCUCAGACAUUGAGACACGUUCUGUGUACGGCAUUACACUUGAGCAACGCAGAAACGACGCUAAGAUCACCAAUGAGACGUUCGCCAAUGUCGUCUCGAAUGAGAAGGCGCUUUCGAAGCAAGCACUGAUUGAUCUCACAGUAGCGACUAUAGCUGUCAAGUACACCCAAUCCAACUCAGUCGGCUAUGCUGUGAACGGUGCUGUCGUCGGUCUAGGUGCUGGUCAGCAAUCACGCAUCCACUGUACUCGUCUUGCCGGCGAUAAGGCUGACAAUUGGUGGUUGCGUCACCAUCCUCGCGUACUCGCUCUGCCAUGGAAGAAGAGCGUCAAGCGUGCAGAGAAGGCGAACGCUAUCGAUCUCUUCGUCACCGGUGAAGCGUGGAAGGCGACAGGCUCGGAGCGUGCACAAUGGGAGAGCAUGUUCGAAGAAGUCCCUGCUCCUUUGUCUGAAGAGGAAGUUAAGAGUCAUGCAAAAGAGUUUGCUCAGCUAGGCGUCGCUUGCUGCUCAGAUGCCUUCUUCCCCUUCCCUGAUAACGUCCACAGAGCUCACAGAUCAGGCGUCAAAUACGUCGCUGCUUCUAUUGGUAGCGUCAUGGAUGAAGAGGUCAUCAAAGCUGCUAAUGAGUAUGGUAUUGUCUACUCUGCCCUCCCAUUGCGCCUUUUCCAUCACUAA
Wallemia ichthyophaga EXF-994 is the source of this 1785-nucleotide messenger RNA. RefSeq lists its product as uncharacterized. The transcript has 3 exons. Gene Ontology annotation, biological process: 'de novo' IMP biosynthetic process. Gene Ontology annotation, molecular function: IMP cyclohydrolase activity; phosphoribosylaminoimidazolecarboxamide formyltransferase activity. Lineage: Eukaryota; Fungi; Basidiomycota; Wallemiomycetes; Wallemiales; Wallemiaceae. The coding region runs from base 1 to 1785 and encodes 594 amino acids. The record is from RefSeq and is a predicted model, not a curated record. Gene Ontology annotation, cellular component: cytosol.